CACCUUAAGCUUAAUCUCAUCAUCCCCACGAAUCAUGCACCAAACCUCCAGAGAAGCUCAGUGAGAGUCACAGAUCGAUCGAUGUCGAUCCGCCGGUGGUUGCCGUGGCUGGUCUUGUUGCCGGCGCUGCUGCGGCGAGGCGGUGUGGCUGCGGCGGCGGGGAAGGUGCCGGCGGUGAUCGUGUUCGGCGACUCGUCGGUGGACACGGGCAACAACAACUUCAUCCCGACGAUCGCGCGGAGCAACUUCUGGCCGUACGGGCGCGACUACGCCGACGGCCAGCCCACCGGCCGCUUCUCGAAUGGCCGCCUCGCCACCGACUUCAUCUCCGAGGCCUUCGGCCUCCCGCCCUGCAUCCCGGCCUACCUCGACGCCAACCUCACCAUCGACCAGCUCUCCUCCGGCGUCUCCUUCGCCUCCGCCGCCACCGGCCUCGACAACGCCACCGCGGGCGUCCUAUCGGUGAUCACGAUCGGCGAGCAGCUGCAGUACUUCAGGGAGUACAAGGAGAGGCUGAAGAUGGCGAAGGGGGAGAGGAAAGCCGGCGAGAUCAUCGGCGAGGCGCUCUACAUCUGGAGCAUCGGCACCAACGACUUCAUCGAGAACUACUACAACCUGCCGGAGCGGCGGCUUCAGUACACGGUGGCGCAGUACGAGGCGUACCUGCUGGACCUCGCCGAGGCCGCCAUCCGCGACGUGCACUCCCUCGGCGGCCGGAAGAUGGACUUCACCGGGCUGACACCGAUGGGCUGCCUCCCCGCCGAGCGCAUCGGCAACCGCGACGACCCCGGCGAGUGCAACGAGGACUACAACGCCGUCGCCCGCAGCUUCAACGGCAAGCUGCAGGGCCUCGCCGUCAGGCUCAACAAGGAGCUCCCCGGCUUGCAGCUCGUCUACGCCGACACCUACAACAUCCUCACCGCCAUCGUCAACAGGCCAUCCGACUACGGUUUUGAAAAUGCAGUGCAAGGUUGCUGUGGGACAGGGCUCUUCGAGGCCGGUUACUUUUGCAGCAUGAGCACCUCACUCUUAUGUCAAAACGCCAACAAAUACGUCUUCUUUGAUGCAAUCCAUCCCACGGAGAAAAUGUACAAGAUCAUUGCCGACACUGUCAUGAACACCACACUUAAUGUGUUCCUUUAAAGUUUCUUAUUUAAUCUUGUGAAUUGAUCGAUCAGUCAUACAUAUACAUAUAUAAUACGGCCUGUGAAAUUACUCUCCCUCUAUGUGUGUAUAUAUAUACGGAUGCGCUAAAGCAUGUCCUUCGCACGUCUUUAAUAGAGUGUGUCUCACAAGUGUUCUCCCCAGUUAUGUUGUUCCCACCAUCUCAAUCCCAUGUGUUUU
Molecule: messenger RNA, 1344 nt
Organism: Oryza brachyantha (malo sina)
Lineage: Eukaryota; Viridiplantae; Streptophyta; Magnoliopsida; Poales; Poaceae
Product: GDSL esterase/lipase At2g42990-like
Exons: 3
Coding region: 82-1143 (353 amino acids)
Molecular function (GO): hydrolase activity, acting on ester bonds
Source: RefSeq, a predicted model, not a curated record